Messenger RNA from Chlorocebus sabaeus (green monkey), 1039 nucleotides. The record is from RefSeq and is a predicted model, not a curated record. Lineage: Eukaryota; Metazoa; Chordata; Mammalia; Primates; Cercopithecidae.
UACAGGCUUUCUGCUUAUAUCUUAAAAGUAUGAUAUUAAGUUAGAAUAUGUUGACUCAUGUGUUUCUUCAUAAGGCAUAUCAUCCUAUAUGCUGACAGAACUGAUACAAGUGGUAGAAAUUAUUUGGUCUUUAUUAUACAUGCACUGUACAUUUUUCUAUGCUUCUCUAUCAAGCAGUUACGAUAUAGCAAGACCCAUGUUCCCUAAGCGAGCUUUACUGAGGUGUACUAUAGUCUGGGCAUAAGGCAGAAAACUCUUUGAUAGGGUAAACCACCAUUGUAUUCUCUAAGAUGUGAAACUUUGAGAUCUUAAGUAAGAACAGGUUUAAAAAAGAAAUACUAGAAUAAAAGAGAGUUUUAAAAAAGUGGAAUAAAACUGGAAUAAAAGAAAGUAAAUCCUGCCAGAGCCACCGCAGCCAACGACAUGUUCAAAGUAAUUCAGAGGUCCAUGAGGCCAACCAGCCUACACUUGUUCACCUUCAAAGUCUAUGCAGCACCAAAAAAGGACUCAUCUCCCCAAAAUCCCGUGAAGGUUGAUGAGCUUUCACUGUACUCAGUUCCUGAGGGUCAAUCGAAGUGUGUAGAAGAGUCAAGGAGCCAGCUUGAAGAAGGCAUCUUACAGUUCCAACGCUAUUGUGAGACAUACACAAAUUUGUGUCAGGAAACAUACUCCCAAACUAAGCCUAAGAUGCAAAGUUUGGUUCAGUGGGGGUUAGACAGCUAUGAAUAUCUCCAAAAUGCACCUCCUGGAUUUUUUCCAAGACUUGGUGUUACUGGUUUUGCUGGCCUUAUUGGACUCUUUUUGGCUAGAGGUUCAAAAAUAAAGAAGCUAGUGUGUCCACCUGGUUUCACAGGAUUAGCUGCCUUUAUCUGUUAUCCACAACACGCCAUCGUGUUUGGCAAGGUCAGUGGGGAGAGGUUAUAUGACUGGGGUUUAUGUGGAUAUAUAGUAACAGAAGAUUUGUGGAAGGAGAACUUUUAAAAGCCAGGAAAUGUGAAGAAUUCACCUGGAACUAAGUAGAAAACUCCAUGCUCUACCC